Messenger RNA from Hibiscus syriacus, 3762 nucleotides. Its product is annotated as probable ubiquitin-conjugating enzyme E2 24. The transcript has 9 exons. The record is from RefSeq and is a predicted model, not a curated record. The coding region runs from base 981 to 3755 and encodes 924 amino acids. Lineage: Eukaryota; Viridiplantae; Streptophyta; Magnoliopsida; Malvales; Malvaceae.
UUUCCUUUUGUUCUUUUGGCUUUAAAUGAAUUAUCACUUUAAGUCGUUUUCUGGGUUGAGUUGAUUUGCUUUUUCAUUAGAAUCUAUGGCUCUACUCGUAUUCAGAAGAGGCAAAGGGUUCCUAGGAAACGUUAAAUGGCUUAGAGAAGCACUCAUGAGUUUCAGCAAGGAGAAGUCAUUGUUGGAAUAAGUAAAGUCAGGACAUUAUUCGAUAGUCAGCUUUCCUCAUACGGCGAAUAUCAAUAUAAUCUUUUGUUUCCCUUCGCUUGGUUGAAUGUAGCUGAUCCCUGUCUGAUUUCAUCGAACUCUUCGUGAGAGAUCAGCUUUAUUCGAAGGAAAAAAAGACAGUAAUUUCAGCUUCAGUUCGGGGCAUAUCUCCUCUGGCAUCGUAGUUUUUGUUGUUGGACUCAAGAUAUAUAUGUGUGUGUGUGUGUGUGUGUGUGUGAAGUUUUAAGCUUUGUUGGCAAUUCUCCUUUGGUCAGGUGAAUUUCUUAAGGAAGGAGUGUUUAUCAUCAUCAUUUGCAUCUCUUUAUGUAUAUCUCCUUUCGUACUCGGAACUUCACUCUGACCUUUAACUAGAACACCAGGAAAGUUUACCCCCUCUGUUACUUCUGUGGAAAAUCUUCUUCUGAAGUUUCCUCUGGUGUAAACUUUCGACCCAUUUGGGCAAAUCUCCUUUGGCAUUUGGAGUUCUUCGUUGACUCCUUCGUCCCUUCAGGGCAAAUCUCCUUUGGCAUUAGAGUCAAAUAUCCUUUUCAGGACAUUUGACUCACUAUCGGUUUCGAACAAUCGGACUGACUGGAAGAUACAAAUUCCACGGUUCGUAACAGAAGAGUAUAGUCAUAUCCUUGGAUGUGUCUUCAUCGGGAUUUACUAUUAUCUCAUCGUCCUUAUUACAAUAUCUGUUAAGAUAAACUUGGAUUGGCGUAUCUUGGAUGCUUCAGUUUGUUCAAGCAGGAGUGAAGUACUGGCAGUGAAAAAUGGAUAUGCUGCUGUCCGAUUCUGAGUGGGAAAAUUUUAGUGAAAGUGGCAUUAGUGAAGAACAGGAAGAAAUGAACUUUCUGUAUGAUGGUCAGGCUUCUACCAUUCUAUCAAGUCUAGAGGAAAGUAUUGGAAAAAUCGAUGACCUCCUCUCAUUUGAGAGGGGUUUCGUUCAUGGAGAUAUUGUGCGCUCCGUAACUGAUCCGUCUGGGCAGAUGGGUAGAGUAAUCAAUGUAAAUAUGCUUGUGGAUCUUGAGAAUGUUCAUGGGAAUAUCAUAAAAGAUGUAAAUUCAAAACAACUUCUGAAGAUCCGUUCCAUUUCUGUUGGGGAUUAUGUGGUUAAUUCAACUUGGAUUGGGAAGGUGGAUAAAGUUGUUGACCGUGUCACUUUCGUGUUUGAUGAUGGAUCAAAGUGUGAAGUUAGUACCAUGGAUCAAGUGAAGCUUGUGCCUGUUUCUCCUAACAUAAUCGAUGACUUGCAAUAUCCAUAUUAUCCAGGACAAAGAGUAAGGGUGGUACCUUCGAAUUUUUCUAGUUCAACUAGAUGGUUAUGUGGUACCUGGAGCGGAAAUCAGGAUGAGGGAACUGUUUCCGGUGUGGAUGUGGGUUUUGUCUACGUUAAUUGGAUUUCCUCUGCACACAUGGAUCACGAUUCAAGUGCCUCUCCUCCCUCACGUUUGCAGGAAGCAAAAGACUUGACUUUGUUGUCGUCUUUUCCCCAUGCAAGUUGGCAGCUUGGUGAUUGGUGUAUGCUUUCUUUUGACGACUGCAAUGGAACUUUUGAAGAGUUUCUCCAUGGAUCAACUCGCGAUGUGAUUAAAGAUAACUGGAGACUGGAAAAAGGAUUUAAAAGAGGAAACCUCGGAUCAAGAUUGGAGGAAAUCUUUGCUAUCAUGAAGACAAAGACCAAGCUUGAUGUUAUGUGGCAAGAUGGUACCUGCAGUUUGGGAUUAGAGUCACAUACUUUACUUCCUGUUAGUGUUGCAAAUGCGCACGAAUUUUGGCCUUGUCAGUUCAUCCUGGAAAAGGGAACCAGUGUCAAUAAUCAAAGAUGGGGUGUAGUUCAUGGUGUGGAUGCAAAAGAGCGAAUGGUUAAGGUACAGUGGAGAAACAUGGACGUGAAUGAAGUCAACAAUUACGAUACAGAGCAGAUGGAGGAAACUGUUAGUGCUUAUGAACUUGUUGAGCACCCAAACUACUGCUACUCUUUCGGUGAUAUUGUGUUUAAAGUGGUGCAGAACCAUUUUGGUGAUCAAGCUGACAACGGUCACGUAACCUCAGAAACGGGUUUUGGCACAGAAGCUGCUCCAAAAGGCGAAAACAUGAGAUGGAAUCAGAACAACUCUCCCUCUUCAUAUGGCCUAUCCUGUAUUGGCACUGUCAUUGGGUUUGAAGAUGGAGAAUUGGAGGUGAAAUGGGCUUCUGGUAUUUCAACAAAGGUUGCACCUUAUGAAAUUUACCGAAUUGAUAAGUGUGAAGACUCAGUUACGGCUCAUGUUCACUAUGAAGAAAAUACAGAGGAUUUUAACCACGAGAUGUUUCUGCACGAGACGCUAUCUGAUAGCCCCAAAGGAAAGGAGUUGCUGAGUUUCGAUAGUGCUCGUGAAAGUGGUGAGAAAGUCUCAUGGGCGCCUACUUCCUUCUUUCGUCCUCAAGCUGCCAUCAGAUUUUUCUCAACCAUUGCUUCUAGCAUCCUUGGAUCCCUUGGUUCCAGAUCACCUUUAAGCCAAGAGUCGUCUAGUUAUAUUUCUCAUGGUGCUAGAGAAUAUGAUAUUCUUCUCGAGAAAGAAGAAUUGGAAACUUGCUAUCGAAAUGCCGAGCUAGAUCUGAUUGAGAUGCAGAUAUCUGAAACAACAAAAAUAAAGCAGGAAGUAGAAGAGAUCAAAGGAAACAACGGUAGAAUGAUGCCGAGACCCAAUGAGACUUCAGGCCUCUUUAGGCAGUUUGAUAUGGUUAGCGAGUGCACAGAUCACCAUUUUCUCGGGGAAAACAAGGUGUUGGCUGUGUCUCAGGUGAAACGAAGUUGGGUAAAGAAGGUUCAGCAAGAAUGGAGUAUCCUAGAGGAAAACCUUCCCGAAACUAUCUAUGUCCGUGCAUACGAAGAAAGGAUGGAUCUACUACGAGCAGCCCUUGUGGGUGCCCCUGGAACGCCCUACCAUGAUGGGCUGUUCUUUUUCGAUAUUUAUCUUCAUCCGGAGUAUCCGUAUGAACCACCUUCGGUCUACUACCAUUCAGGGGGGCUACGCCUCAAUCCCAAUCUGUAUGAAUCAGGGAAGGUUUGCUUAAGCCUCCUAAAUACGUGGACAGGUUCUGACACCGAGGUCUGGAAUCCAGGCAGCUCAACAAUUCUACAAGUUCUUCUGUCCCUCCAGGCUCUAGUGCUUAAUGAAAAACCUUACUUCAACGAAGCUGGAUACGAUAAACAGUUAGGACGAGCCGAGGGGGAGACGAACUCAGUGAGCUACAAUGAGAAUGCGUUCCUCGUAACCUGGCAGUCCAUGCUUUAUAUUCUCCGCAAGCCACCGCAGCAUUUCGAGGCACUUGUCAAGGAGCAUUUUAGUAAACACGCCGAAGCUAUCAUCUGGGCCUGCAACAUGUACAUGGAAGGUGCACGAGUAGGAUAUGCUCUCGAAUGCCGUGCAAACAGUCGUGAUGAACACAUCGAAGGAAGUUCGACCGGGUUCAAAAUCAUGCUGCCAAAGCUCCUUCCGAAGCUUGUGGAGGCAUUUUCAGAUCAGGGUAUUGAUUGCAGCCGAUUUCAAGGGCUGAAGUGAAUCUGCU